AGAACUACUUCCUUUAUACAAUGCCCUCCAUUGAAAGGGUCCACUACAUCACCAUACUUGCUCUCCGUAACACUUAAUCCUGAUCCUGUUGUCCCCGCUAAAGAAACUAACUAUUUUGGUCCGGUUUGUAAAGAUUCUGGAUGUCCAAUUAAAGCUAAAUCCCCAUUCUCUAAACGCGGAUAUUCAGUUGUUGUUGUAGAACCACCUCAGACAGUUCUAGGCUGCGCAAAUGCCUUAGUUGGUGAUGCACCGAAUGAAGAAAAUUGGACUGCCGAUAAAACGAGAGAACAUAAUACGUAUACCAGUACUUUAGGCAAUAUUACAGCCAAUUAUUUGGACGAAAACCAAUCUAAAGCAAUUUCUGCUCUGAAAACUUUUACAGAUGAAGCCAAUGGAAAACCUGUAUGUCGCUUUUGGGAUGCCAUUAUCCAAGAGAAGCAUAAGGCCGAGCUGUUGCAUAAUACAGCACGGGAAGCUGGAAAGCAAUCGUUGAUGGUUCAGCAUGAAAUUACCGAGAAAAAAAGGGCUUAUUUAUCAGAUGAAGAUGGGUGUUCAUCUUCCGAUUCUGAAAUAGUACCUGUUUCGCUCAUAAAUGUUUUUCUCAAUGAGCGUUCAUAUUCCGACCCUGAUGAAUUGGACAAAACGACCAAAUCGAGCACUGAUGCUUUAAAAGCAUAUCAAAUCCGUGUUUUACCAGAUGACAAGCUUAUUUAUAAUUAUAUGGACGUGCUAGACUACAAAGGAGAUGAAACAGGAAAAAGCCCCAUAUCAAUUAGGAUGAUAAAUUUUUAUAAUACAGAUUGUACAAAAUAUUUGCCUCCUGAUUAUAAAAUGUUUAUUGCAAAUCAACUUCAAGACAAGGAGAUAAGAGCAGUGAAUUUUACAAGGGGAAGAACAAUUGAUAAGUUUCUAGUCAAUUGUGAAGAAGACGUCAUGCAGUUUUUAGAUAAGUUUGAACAUAUAAAAGACUUGGAAUCUUUAGGCAGAUGUCUGGGCGAAAAUUUAAUCAAUUACUCUACUGCAUCGAAUGACUUAAUUUAUGUUCAGAACCUUCUCAAAACCUUCUACUUCUUGUAUAAAAAUGAUAUCUUGCUUCAAGCUAUGUCUGAACGUGAAUAUAAUUCACACAUAUGGACACCUUUACUGAGAAAUGCCUUUCUCAGAAAAACAGAUAUUAAGUUUAAUUAUGGAGAAUUGGCAUCAAUAUCCUAUAACAAGCUCAAAGAAAUUCUAAACAUUGCUAGAAAGAGUGGUCCAAAGCUUGAUGGAAAAGCUUUCCUUAGAUCAUUAGGCACAGAAGUCUUAGCGCAAGAAGAUGGGAUUCUAAAUACACGCGGAAAAAGGAAAGGUGAUCUGAGAAAAUUGGAAUAUUGUACAAAAGUUAUUUUAACAGCUUUAUUUCAACUUACUAUAUCGGCAUCAAAAUAUCUUUUCGAAGACACAAUUAUUACAAUGGACUUACAAGAUAUCGAGAUACUGAAGACUGUGGAAGCUUUCUCGAAACUUAUAGCAGCUAUAAAAGUUAUUUUAUCUUGGAAAGCAAGGACAAGGAAGAAUACAGAUGAGAUAAUAAAAGAUGGUCACUGA
Funneliformis geosporum is the source of this 1587-nucleotide messenger RNA. Lineage: Eukaryota; Fungi; Glomeromycota; Glomeromycetes; Glomerales; Glomeraceae. The record is from the annotation of a GenBank genome assembly.